AUGUCUCCAUGUCUUCACAACAACUUCUCGUCCGUCAAGUUAAAUGUGCGCGUAAUUUCAUCUUCGGUGACGCGCUCAGCAGCGGCUGCACCGAAACUGAAACCGACACCGACAUCAACUCCUCCAUCUUUCGAGCCUGCAUCACAGCGGGAGCAAUCAUGGUUGACCACGAAAGUCAAGUCAUCUCCGGUCCUUUUCUCAAUAUUCCUCUCUGUAGCACGCGUUCUUGGCUACGGCUCGCCGCAACAGUUUGCCAAUCGGCGUGCGCUGGUCUUGUACAACACCCUAUGUGCUACGCGCGCUGACGAAGCGUCCGUAUUCUGGAGAGAAGAAUGUGCUCUUCCGCCAACUUUCCAGUCCUGGUUUACAAUCACGAACCUGCACGUCUGGCUACUUACUGUCCGACUCCGUGCCCUCCCUGCACCACACGGGACACAACAUGUGCAAGGGCUCAUUGACCACUUCUUUCAGGACGUUGAGGAACGCUUGCGCGUUGUUCUCCAACCAGGAGUCUUACCCCCUCGUUCUUCAUCACCAAAUUUAUCUAGUACUGCUGAGGAUGGUUCACACUACCCACAUAGCUCCUUUUAUACCACGCCCACUCCCCUUGCGGCCAAAAGUACUUUUCCUUCAACCAAAGCUUACCAAGAGGCCGUAAAACUCCAGAAACGCUCUCGUGCACCAGAAAAAUUGAUCAUCAGGCAGAUGAAAAUAUUAAAAGAGCAAUGGGCUGGGAUGGGAAUGAGUUUAGAUCUGGACCUCGUAAGGGGCGAUGCUGAGAUGGCUGCGGCAGUUUGGAGGAAUUUACUAGGUGCACGGGGUGCGAAUGGGAUUGGGUUGGACCAGGAGGGCAGCGGCAGCGGUUAUCGGAGAGCGGUUAAUCUAGUCGGUGGACUUGUCGAGGACGUGAGAAAGGUGGACGUGGAUAAGGAAGAGCUGAAGGACGACAACAGCGGUGUGCAUGACUUUGCUCCUUCGGAAAAUGAUCGAUAUAUCGGUUAUCCAGAGCUUAUGGUCACACUUGUCUCUUACAUCCGCCGUGAAAUCUUACGACUGGAGCGUGUCGACGACAGUGUCAUCAUGGGACCACGGCGUGUCGGACGUGAGGGUGAAGGCGUCCAGGACUUGAGAUGGGGAGACAUUCAAAACAAUGUGCGGAGGUGA
Messenger RNA from Suillus subalutaceus, 1164 nucleotides. RefSeq lists its product as uncharacterized. The coding region runs from base 1 to 1164 and encodes 387 amino acids. Gene Ontology annotation, biological process: mitochondrial respiratory chain complex III assembly. Gene Ontology annotation, cellular component: mitochondrion. Lineage: Eukaryota; Fungi; Basidiomycota; Agaricomycetes; Boletales; Suillaceae. The transcript has 4 exons. The record is from RefSeq and is a predicted model, not a curated record.